GCGAUCUCGAAUACCACAACAGUAACGUCCGUGCACACACGCUAAUGCAGGCUACAUGCAAUGCCUCAUGAAAUGUUCCUGAGUGCACAGAUGAGUAACCCAGCACAAGAACAUUUACCGUAGUGAACUUACAACAGCUAAAGCAAGUCGCAUACCUUCCGCCGCCAUGCCCGGGACAAGAGGCCCAGUGCCAGUGCCUCUCCACCCCAAUGGCGGCGACCGCGACCUUACCCAAGAAAUCUUGAACGCCGUCGACGAACAUGAAACCGUACCGACCAACGAGCUCUUCCCGCACACAUCACAAGCCGAGAUCAAGGCCGCACUAGAUCGGUUAGCGAGUCGGCAGAUGGUCGAAUAUGACACCAACGACAAGGAGCACGUCGUCCUGACACAAGAAGGCCAAGAUAUCGUGGAUGAAGGCAGCCAUGAGUACAAGGUCUGGGAUGCAGUACACAAGGCUGGCAAGCUGUCGCCAAAGGACCAAGCAUUAUCAACACCUUCAGCCAAGCUCGGGCAGGGCAAUGCGAUCAAGCUGAAGUGGAUCAAGAAGGAUGGCGACGCUUUCGUGCCACUCACAGAUUCGGUGACGGAUACGACGAGAGAGCAACUACGGUAUGCGUCGGAGCACCACGCUUUCGAGGAUGCUAAGCUGCUCAAGGAUUACCAGAAGCGAAAGUUAGUGGCGACGCAAAAGGUGAUCACGUACAUUGCGCGAAAAGGACCGAGAUGGGCGCGAGAGAUACCCGUAGAGGUGACGGAUCUGACGGCAGAGAUGAUCGCGGAUGGCAGCUGGAAGACGGCCACCUUCAAACCAUACAACUUCAAAGCGAGAGGUGUGCUAGGUGAGGCCGGCCACGGCGGGACGGGCGCCUUGCACCCUCUAAACAAAGUCCGGGAAGAGUUCCGCAAGAUCUUCUUCAAUAUGGGCUUCGUGGAGAUGCCAACGGCACGCUUCGUCGACUCCGGCUUUUGGAACUUCGACGCCCUUUUCGUGCCGCAACAACAUCCCGCCCGGGACCUGCAGGACACCUUUUACGUCUCCGACCCCGCCGAAGCCGGACCACCAGGCGCAGACGAGUCCGUCGACGUCGUGUUGGCGGAAACGGCAGAAGAAGAUGACGACGAAAGCGACAAACCCACAUCUUCUGACCCCGCCACCCGCGCCGCUGAAACGACAUCAAAACUAGAUUACAACGAGUACUUUGAAAACGUGAAACGCGUGCACCAAGACGGCGCCUUCGGCUCGAUCGGCUACCGCUACCCCUACAACGACGCCGAAACGCGCCGUCUCGUCCUCCGCACCCAUACCACUGCCAUCUCGGCUUACUGUCUGCAUCGCCUUGCCGCUAAUCCGCGUCCGUGUCGUUACUUCUCCAUCGACCGCGUCUUCCGCAACGAAACGGUCGACGCCACACAUCUUGCUGAAUUCCACCAGAUUGAGGGUGUCAUUGCGGAUUACAACCUUACGUUGGGUGGAUUACAGGCGUUCCUGAAACGCUUCUUCCGCAAUAUCGGCGUCCCGGAUCUCAAGUUCAAGCCCGCGUACAACCCCUACACGGAACCGAGUAUGGAAGUCUACGCGUGGCAUGAGGGGCUAGGCAAGUUAGUCGAGAUUGGGAAUAGUGGUAUGUUCCGGCCGGAGAUGUUGUUGGCGAUGGGACUGCCUGAAGAUCUACGAUGCUAUGGCUUUGGGUUGUCGCUCGAGAGACCGACGAUGAUUAAGUACGGUAUAUCGAACAUUAGGGAGUUGCUGGGGCAUAAGGUGGACAUUGGGGAUAUUGAGAAGAUGCCGGCGGUUAGGCUAGACAGGGAGUAGGGUGCUCGCAUGACCAGCGCCCGUCGCAGGAGCGAUUGUCUUGUCAAUGCUCUACUUGGCAUCGCUUACUGCCGCCUUGCUCAAAGGGUCAAAAGAGCGUGCUUUAUAUCACGUCACGUGCGCAAACCACCGUCUUAGUAUCACGUGGUGCCUCCAAGGUGGCUUACGCUUGUUGAUCCUUCGUCCCUUUCCAG
Messenger RNA from Baudoinia panamericana UAMH 10762, 2010 nucleotides. RefSeq lists its product as uncharacterized. Lineage: Eukaryota; Fungi; Ascomycota; Dothideomycetes; Mycosphaerellales; Teratosphaeriaceae. Gene Ontology annotation, biological process: phenylalanyl-tRNA aminoacylation. Gene Ontology annotation, cellular component: cytoplasm; phenylalanine-tRNA ligase complex; cytosol. The transcript has a single exon. The record is from RefSeq and is a predicted model, not a curated record. Gene Ontology annotation, molecular function: ATP binding; phenylalanine-tRNA ligase activity; tRNA binding. The coding region runs from base 167 to 1816 and encodes 549 amino acids.